AACGAGUAACAUCAUUUUUGGUGGAAGACAAACUGCAGAGGAUAGGAAACAGUGCUGCAUGCAGGGAAUGCAAGGCGGAACAGAAGAAGGUACCUUCUAGCUGUUGGCACACCAUUUAAAGGUUAUGGAAUCCACCCAGGAAGACAUUAGAUGCUGCUUCUCCUAGUGCUGAGCGUGCUGACGAUACCGCUACCUGGGGAUGGAGCGUUUCACCUGAACAUCACAGAAGGCUGCAAACUCAUCUUCCCUCCUUGGGAUGGUGGCAUCCGUUACCGAGGCUUAACCCGCGAACAGGUGAAGACUGCCCGCUUCCUGCCCUUCGACUAUGAGAUUGAAUACGUAUGCCGUCCCGAACGUGAGAUCGUGGGGCCCAAAGUGCGCAAGUGCCUGCCCAAUGGCACCUGGACAAACAGUGAUGUCGAAAGCCGCUGCUUACGCACCUGUCCCAAGAUGCACCUGAGCCUGGAGAAUGGGCAAGUGCAUGUCCAGGCAAUUGAGCGGGUGCCAGUUGAAGGCACCUGGGUGGAGUAUCGCUGCAAUCCUGGCUUUCACCUGGUGGGUAGCCCCCGCAGCAACUGCACCAAGGUGGGCCGUUGGAGUUCUGCCAAGCCUGUCUGCGAAUUGUGGCGCCCUCCUGUUUCCAGGUCUGGAUCAGGCCCUCGAGCCCUCCCGUCAUAAAGAAUGUUGAAUGGGAAAAAUCCAGCCGCUUUUUACGGCCCAUUCCUGAAAACAACAAUA
This is a messenger RNA of Rhineura floridana, 738 nucleotides long. RefSeq names its product gamma-aminobutyric acid type B receptor subunit 1-like. The transcript is spliced from 6 exons. NCBI's taxonomy places the organism in Eukaryota, Metazoa, Chordata, Lepidosauria, Squamata, Rhineuridae. Bases 151 to 678 code for a protein of 175 amino acids. The record is from RefSeq and is a predicted model, not a curated record.